AUGUCGGAAGAAGUGAAGGGAAUUGGACACAAAUCAAUGGAAGGAGAUGGUAUCACAUCUGUGGGUGAAUUUUGCAUUCGGAUGGGGUUUUAUCGACCUGACAAGGUGAAGAGAUCUUCUUCAUCUCAUUCGUUCAAUAAUCACGAUGAAACCAAUUAUCAAAAUCAUCACAAUAAUUUUAAUAGCUCCGGACUGGAUGCCAACACUGUGAAUAAUAUCAGUAGCAAUGAUUUUAAUGAAUCGUCACAAAUCAACAUCCAUGAACACAAUAUUAACAAUGGAAAUAACAGCAGAUUUGAAAGCGAGGAAUUAUAUCAUGAUGAAAAUUCAUCACUGAUUUCAAAAAUUACUGGUAUACCCAUAAUUGAAAUGAAACAAGAAUACGGGUGGUGUGACGACAUGUUCGAUGAAAUGCACUACAAUCGAUUGGUGCGAUUACCAAUUCCUUCGAGUCAUGAAAAAUUGUGGAGAGACGAUGAUUUGUAUGACAUUGUAUUGGUAUUGGGCUACAAUGAUAAUCCAGUUAUUCUCGGAAAAGGAAGUGCAAUAUUUAUGCACAUCACGAAUGGAGGUCCCACAAGUGGUUGUAUUGCUCUUUCAAGAGAAGAUUUGUUUGAAAUUUUAACACAAAUCACUCCUUACACGACCAUCCACAUUUCCUUGUAA
Molecule: messenger RNA, 666 nt
Organism: Naegleria fowleri
Lineage: Eukaryota; Heterolobosea; Eutetramitea; Acrasida; Naegleriidae
Exons: 1
Coding region: 1-666 (221 amino acids)
Molecular function (GO): transferase activity
Source: RefSeq, a predicted model, not a curated record